UACGGGACUUCAUCGUCAUAAAACCCACUGACAUUUUAAGAAUGGCAAAGUGCUGAUAGAAUCUGAAGUCUUGAAUUAAUGCAAACGAAUAUUGUAUAAUUAUAGACCAGUGAGUUUUGUCGGCCAUAGUUAUGACACCAUCGAAGAAUGAAGAACGUGAAGAACUUAAAUGGUGGUUUAAAUUACACACAUGCGUUGUCGACCUUCUCUCAACUUAACCAGCUGAUGACAGUACCUACGUAACGAGGCUCGUAAACAACGAACACGCCCUACCGACUUCAGUCAUGGCCUAUCUGAUGCCCGACGAUGUUCUGGACACCAACAAGUGUUCUGAGUGUUUAAAAUACCUGUCUAUCAGGCCGAUCAAAGUGUACCCGAAUCGACAGACGAAGUGCGGCAGGUGUUCCGAAGAAGGGGACAAUGGCAUAGUGUCGUUAUACGAAAUAUUAGUACAAAACGCGGUGUUCAGGUGCGUUAACCGUUACGAAGGUUGUAACGCGGUUUUCACCUGCGAAGACAUGAGGUUGCAUGAAAUGGACUGCAUCGGAGGCAAGUACCUGUGUCAACUGUGCGAGUUUACAGGUACUGCCUAUGAAUACUUGCAACAUUUUAAACUACAUCAUAAAUUAUAUUGGUUGGAUAAACCAACUAUUACGUUGUGUCUGAGUCAGGAAAAAGAAGAUUUUUAAAUGUACCGAAAGAAUGAUCAUUUAUUUGUAGUUUAUAUAAAAAUAGACAUGCAAAAAGAUAUAUUACUAUUAAACUGUAUAAACAUUGGUCCCGAUGACAGAGCAAAAUGCAUCAAAUUUAAAUUUGAGAUUUAUGAAGACAACAAUUUGAAAUUUAAAAGUGAAGAGAGGACUUGUACUUCCAAAUUUAUACCUCAAGCGGAAAUAUUAGUACCGGUUCCUAAUAUAAAUAUUAUAGACAAACAGUCACACAUUUUCUGCGAGUUGAAAACGGACAUAAGCAAAUAUCAGACAUUUCUUAAUCUUCCUAUUAACACCGACUGUGACAAUAGAAACAGGAUUACCAAUCUUCUGCAAAGAGUAAAAACGUUGAAAAUCAAAAAUAGAACUCUAGUUGACAAAGUAAAGGGUUCACCAAACUUUCAAAUGGAUACCAGUUCAACCACUUGCGCAAACCUCUGCAUGUGUAAAGAGUACGACUAUUCAAAGCACGAUCCAAAACUGUAUGUGGAUCCUGCAAUUCUUGAGAAGUAUCCAAGUUAUAAAAUAUCUCCUUGUGGUUACGGUUUUAUUAGAAACGCCACCCACAUCAAUUUAUUUUGUUCCAACUGCCAAGAACUGUUCACACCAUACUGGCCCAUUUCCGAAUGUGCCAGUUGCAACCAUUUCAUAUGCAAUUUGUGUUGUACCUUUGCCAAUGUGGAUCACUGCACCAACAAGUCACCAUUGACACAAAAUGUUGCCAUAACCAACUUGUUCAACAACAUAAAAAUAAAUUGUAAAUGGAACUGCGGGAAGUGGUUCUUGAGUUCGGAUAUCGUUAGUCAUCAGAAAACAUGCGAUCGGAGACCUAAACAAUUCUGUCCUGUUUUAAAUUGUUCUUGGAAUGGAAAGCUGGCCGAUAUGGAGAAACACUUCAAUAUCCAUCAACAUUUUUCAAUCAUUAUGUCCAAUAGGAUCGAUGAUUCUCUUCUGAAUGAUUUGAAAGAUACUGUAUACGUGUAUACUGAGAGAGAUGUUAUUGCUGUUUUAAAAAGGCAUAAAAAUCAUGUGGGGAAGUUUCAAAUUGUUGAAGUGUUACCCCAAUUAAAGUUAGGAAAUUACAAUGUUUUGUUGCAAGAAUUUAAAAGUGGACAAUUUUCAGAUGAAGAGUUUGUUCUUGCCGGCAAUAAAGUGUUUAGAAUUAUAAUAAGAGACAAAAAUUAAUGUGUACAGUAUUUAUUAUUAAUUAAGAAUUGUGUACCCAUAUUGUAUUAUUUUUUAUACUUUUUUAAUUGUUUAAUAAAUAUAUUUUUUUAAA
Molecule: messenger RNA, 1989 nt
Organism: Aethina tumida (small hive beetle)
Lineage: Eukaryota; Metazoa; Arthropoda; Insecta; Coleoptera; Nitidulidae
Exons: 3
Coding region: 690-1895 (401 amino acids)
Biological process (GO): multicellular organism development; proteasome-mediated ubiquitin-dependent protein catabolic process
Cellular component (GO): cytoplasm
Molecular function (GO): zinc ion binding; ubiquitin protein ligase activity; ubiquitin conjugating enzyme binding
Source: RefSeq, a predicted model, not a curated record